CCAGCCCCUGGCGGCUCUCCCUUCCCACCGGUUAUUUCCGUGCCUGCAUCCUAGCGUGGCUUCAUCUUUAACUGAUACAAGCCCCCUGCUUUCACCCUUCCCUGGCAUAACCGCGUUCUCAGGCGUUUCCAUAUGUCUUUUCACCUUCUGUUUUACUCCUUGAUUACUACCUGUCAUUUCUCUUCCCUGCCCCUGCAGCCAGUCCAGCCAGAUGGGUUUCCAGGCGUGGCUGCCGCUGCCGUUGCCCCGGCAGCUGGUGGUGUUCGGGCUGGGGGACUGGAGCUGUUACUCGGCGGACACGAGCAUCGCGGUGGAUGUGCUGGUGGCCCCAGGCAUUGCCCCGCAGCGGGUCGGCACGCUGGAGCCCGCCCGCAGGUUACAGCAGGAGCUGCCACGGUGUCCGGGAAAAGCUUUCUGCUUUCUGCUGCUGCUUGAUUCUCUUGCUGUUACCCAAAAGCUUCUCGGGCCUGCUGGUCGUCCACCACGGUCUCUGGUGUGGGAAGAUAACUGGAGAACAGAUAUUUUCAUGGCCUCAUUGAAAGAGAUGGACAAAGGCAACCCUGUGAGGCUUGUCCUGACUGUCAAUGGAAAGCUGCUCCAAGGUGUCUCCAGCAGUACACCUGCCCAUCCCUUCCUUAUACCAGAGACCACCCAGUCACCAGUGCUCCCAGUAGAUGAUGGGCCUCUUGGCCAGAACCUGGAGGAUCCUACUGGAGUUAAGAGUCAGAGCUCAGAGGUGGCUGCCAGAGCAUCCAGGCCUGUGAAGAAGGAUGUCCAGCCACCACUGAGGACUGUAGUGGUGCCCUGUGCCCUGAAGUCACCAGCUGGAAAGGUGGAAUCCAAUGAGGCCUGGAGGAAGAGUCCUGACCAAGGACCACCAAGAGUCCACUCCAAAAAACCCAGGAAAGUUUUAUUUGAACCCACAGCAUCGGAGAGAAAUCUUGAUGAAGAAGAUCUGGCUGUGAAGGAGCUGCAAGGCAGUCCCAGCCCUCGGUGGUGCCAUGCCAUGUGCCUCAGUGACCUGGGGACAGCUGUUCUCAUUGGUGGACAAGGUGUCAAUCAACAGUCCUGCAGGGAUGCUCUCUGGAAGCUGGAAAUUGACAGUGAUUUGUGGCUUCCAGUGGGUUUCCAGCUACAAAGUGCCAUGCCAUCAUGCUUGCAUGGUCACACAGCUACCUACGACCCGGACACCAAGCGUAUCUACAUCUUUGGGGGCAUAAGGGAGGACAAAGACUACAGCAGCAUCUACAUUCUGGACACAGUCAACUGGAAGUGGCUCCUUGUGGCUGCUAAAGGGAGGAUACCAGUGCUCACCUACCACAGUGCAACUAUCUACCACAAGGAGCUCUUUGUUUUUGGAGGGACUUUCCCCAAAAAGGCACCGCUGGCAGCUACACCCUGCAGCAAUGUGCUCUAUGUCUUCAAUCCAGAGCAUGAAAUUUGGUAUCAGCCCAUUUCAGAAGGGGAGAAGCCUCUGCCUAGGCUUGGACAUUCAGCUACUCUAUUGAAAAACAAGCUGCUGAUUUUUGGGGGUCAGAGGACUUCUCUCUACCUCAGUGACAUGCACAUUCUGGAUCUGGGUUUCAUGGAGUACACACCAGUCCCCCUCCUGGCAGGACAGCCUUCUGCACGUUGUUUUCAUGCAGCUCUGGCUGUGUCGGAUCAGAAGGUUCUGAUCAGUGGAGGCUGCAAUGCCAGAGGAGCCUUGCAUGAUGCCUUUGUCUUCCACCUAGAUACUCUUUCAUGGAGCACAGUGAUCCACCACGACCUCUGCUCUGUUCCCCGAGCUGGCCACACGUUGCUUGACCUGACUCCUCCCCACUUGAUGGAUAUGGACGAGGAGAACAAAGAGGAGCAGAACCUGCACACAGUGUUGGUCUUUGGGGGCUCCAACUGUGCUGGGACCUUUUAUAACAGCACAGUCAAGAUCCAGCUGGACCUAGGAUAAUGCAUGAUUCUCAGAAUGAGCCUGAACAGCAAGGCUCUUCACCAGCCUAAAUACAGAUAUGGAUGGCAAUAAAUGAGUCCAAGCAACAUGGCAGUCCAGGAAUCUGUAUGUAGGUGAAUGCCACCUUGGUACAAGAGAUUGUGGGUUUGUAAAAUCUGAAGGCUGUGGGUAUUGUUCUCCUAGGGUACCUGAUAUACAGUAUCUGGGGCUCAGGUGCCAAAACAUUCAGUGGGAUCUGAGCUGAGUCUGCACAAGAACACAGACACAAGAUUAUGGGUUCCCUUCUUGCUGCAGAGGUUUUUAGCUGGAAUUGCCAGGGUGCUUUCAGCUUUGAAGGUGACUUAGAUGUUUGGUUUCAUUUGGGAUGAGUGGAACGGUAUUUACUGCUGCUAUUUGCAAAGUCCUCAGAGGCAUGAUUCUGGUUUGGAGGUAUCUGGGGUAGGAUUCCCUUGGGCAACAGUCUGCAGCUGAAGGCUAGGAAAACACCUAAAGCAGUAUCUGAGGAUGGGGAAAAGAAGAUAGCAUAAUUUUCAGUGUAGAAAAGAGAGCUGGUUGUGCCUUGCUGUCUAUGGCAUAGUCACCUAGCUUUGCUCUAAGCAGACCUGUAAAUUCUGUGCUCUUUUUAUUGCAAGGGGUGACAGAGUUGCUGACUUGGCUGUUUUAAGACCCCAACAAGGGUUAAACUAUCUUCCAUCAAAGACUAGAUCUUAAUGUUUAUAUCCAUGGAACGGAUGACUGUGCUGUGGCUCUAA
Molecule: messenger RNA, 2700 nt
Organism: Ficedula albicollis (Collared flycatcher)
Lineage: Eukaryota; Metazoa; Chordata; Aves; Passeriformes; Muscicapidae
Product: rab9 effector protein with kelch motifs-like
Exons: 12
Coding region: 212-1948 (578 amino acids)
Molecular function (GO): protein binding
Source: RefSeq, a predicted model, not a curated record